AUGAAAAAUCUACGCUCCUUCCCGCAGGCACAACCUUGGCCCCGCUGUGGGCGCUCGUCGUUCAGCAAAUGGAACCGCUUUUGUUGCGUUCCUCUGUUGGCUCCUCACCGCAAAGACACUGGUGUGUACUAUCUGCGGUGGGUUCUGCACCUCCGAGCCCGUCAAGUUGAGUUCCGCGAGCAACAAGCAGACCGUCUCCUUCCCAGCGUGCUUCACACGCGCGGUCUUACCCAGCUCAAGAUAGAUGCGGAGACGAUGUUUCCCAACCCCACCAAGGUAAUAGUGUGGGAGGGGAGCCAUCUGCUCGAUGGCAGCUACCAGACACGUCAGGCCUCCCAGAUGACAACGAUGGCUCUUGCCCAGCACGCUGUUGUUCCAUUUCUGGACGGUAAUGAUUAUGUUAGCACCAUUGUCGCACACAGUCCGAAGCAUGAGGCCAUGAAAUGGCAGGCGCAAACGCACGGUCUCUUACAUUCUUUGAGGGAUUUCUUCUAUUCCGGAAAGGUCCCUCGGGACGUCAUCGAGCACCAGGAUUUCAGGUUUCGGUUCGGUGCCGAGUACUGCGAGCCUAGUGGAGCACCUCGCACCAUCCGCAUCGAGCCCGAGGAAGCAGAAAGCGUGUGGACAUGGACCGUAGUUAACGCCAGAUCGCUUGAGCAUGUUGCUGCCUAUCAAAACCACCUCCUUGAGACGUACUUUCCCAGGGCAUACCUCGAGCUUCGUACCUGGAUGGACGAACUCUUGUCCCGAGAUAUCAUUGAGCCAGUGCUUUGGGACUCUGUCUUUACCACAGGUGAGAUCCGGAAAGCCUCUCUGCCCCACCACGCUGCCUUCAACACUCUCAUGGCAGUAACGGCCGUAGGCGACUACAACAGCAAGAUGCACGGUCAUUUGCACCUGGUGGACGACCAAGUAAAUAUCGAGUUCCCGCCGGGAGCCACAGCGCUCAUGCUUGGUGCUGGCAUGAGCUACCGCUUCUUUCCGGUCGGUGAAGGGGCGCGGCGCUGGUUAAUCUGUCAGUACUUCGACGCCGGCAUGGCCAGAUGGAUUCAGCGUGCACUCCUUGAUGAGCAGGAGUUGACCAAGAUUCCCAGUGAAUGGACUGAGCGGUCUGCCGCUCAAUUUCGAGCAGAUGACGAUGAUGUUUGGCACAUGGAGCAAGGCUGUGCGGAUCGUGCUUUCAGCCACUUGCAGAAGUAUGGAGACACAUAUGUAAUUGCCUAA
This is a messenger RNA of Mycena citricolor, 1224 nucleotides long. Lineage: Eukaryota; Fungi; Basidiomycota; Agaricomycetes; Agaricales; Mycenaceae. The record is from the annotation of a GenBank genome assembly.